CACAGAGCCUGGAACAUGGAAGAGGAGAGUUGAGCAGAGUGCGUAGACCAGUGCUGGCCAUGGGGAGGACAGCCCCAAUCCUCCUUGCUCUGCUCAGCCUAACAGUGGCGGUUUCUGAUGCCCAGGACUCCUGCCCAGGUGUAAGAAUAGUGGGGCUGGGUGAUGCCGACCGGCUUGCUGUCCUCCAAGGAUGUCCAGGGACACCAGGUGCCUCUGGCCCAAAAGGAGAACUAGGUCUCCCAGGAACAAAAGGAGAAAUGGGAGCACAGGGAAACCCCGGGAAAGUAGGACCACCUGGUACAAAAGGAGCAGCUGGAGAGCCUGGUUUACCAGGACCUAAAGGUAAAUACAGGACUCGGCUUGAAAAGCAAGCAAUGUCAAGGGAUGGAAGAGGGGAUGUUGUUUAUCCAACAGGAGCGAAAGGAGAGCCUGGAUUUCCAGAAACUUUGGCCAGGAACUGCCAAGAGCUGCUGGAUAAAGGGAAGAUCCUGAGUGGCUGGUACACCAUCUAUCCCCAAGGCUGCAAUGCCACAAUGGUCUUUUGUGAUAUGGACACGGAUGGUGGAGGAUGGGUUGUUUUUCAGAGACGCUUGGAUGGGUCAGUGAAUUUUUUACGGGACUGGAAUUCAUACAAACGAGGAUUUGGCAACCAGCUGACAGAGUUCUGGCUGGGUAAUGACAACAUUCACUUCCUCACCUCCCUGGAAACCUGUGAACUUCGAAUUGACCUGGGAGACUUUGAAAACAACUACUAUUUUGCCAAGUAUGCUUCAUUUAGAAUUUUAGGAGAGCCUGAGAAAUACAAACUGAUUCUAGGAGACUACCUUGGUGGAAAUGCUGGAGACUCCUUCUCAUACCACAAGGAUAUGCCAUUUUCAACAGCAGACCAGGACAAUGACAUGAGCUCCUUUAACUGUGCUACAGCCUACAAGGGUGCAUGGUGGUACAAUGACUGUCAUUACUCCAACCUGAAUGGGAUGUACUGGCUGGGUGUUCAUGGGAGCUAUGCUGAUGGCAUAAACUGGAAGACAAGCAAAGAGUACCAUUACUCCCAUAAGAGGACGGAAAUGAAAUUUAGGCCAGUUUAA
Messenger RNA from Rhea pennata, 1088 nucleotides. Its product is annotated as ficolin-2-like. The coding region runs from base 60 to 1088 and encodes 342 amino acids. The transcript is spliced from 10 exons. Lineage: Eukaryota; Metazoa; Chordata; Aves; Rheiformes; Rheidae. The record is from RefSeq and is a predicted model, not a curated record. Gene Ontology annotation, biological process: complement activation, lectin pathway. Gene Ontology annotation, molecular function: antigen binding; signaling receptor binding; carbohydrate derivative binding.